Synchiropus splendidus (mandarinfish) is the source of this 5652-nucleotide messenger RNA. RefSeq names its product TBC1 domain family, member 2 (gene tbc1d2). The transcript has 15 exons. The coding region runs from base 317 to 3415 and encodes 1032 amino acids. The record is from RefSeq and is a predicted model, not a curated record. Lineage: Eukaryota; Metazoa; Chordata; Actinopteri; Syngnathiformes; Callionymidae.
UUCACGGGGCGGACGGACGGUGGACCUCGGAGACGCGGUUGGGCAUGCUCGCAUUCACACACUCACACACACAAACAAAACAAAUAAUAUUGUUAAGUUUUUUAUCUUUAUUUCAGGAAUAGGGUCCAUCAAGCCUCCGAGGUGCGUUCAGACCACGCCCUCCAGGUGUGUUCCUGUUGUGAAACCAGGAAUCCUGUCAACAGGUUCUGCUGGAAACUACACCAACAACAACUUUUUUCUAGGAAUUUCAGCUGGAACACUUUUUUUCAGAACCAUCGUGUCUGUCGGCUUCCUGUGAGUCCCCAGCCUAUGUCUCAUGGAAGGUACUCUCCAGAACGCUGAGGACCUCCUCUCUAGUCCCCCUCAGACUCUCCUGAAUGCUGAGGACCUCCUCUCUAGUCCCCCUCAGACUCUCCUGAACGCUGAGGACCUUCUCCCAUGUCCCACUCAGACUCUCCACAACCCUGAGGACCUCCUCUCUAGUCCCCCUCAGACUCUCCUGAACGCUGAGGACCUCCUCUCUAGUCCCCCUCAGACUCUCCUGAACGCUGAGGACCUUCUCCCAUGUCCCACUCAGACUCUCCACAACCCUGAGGACCUCCUCCCAAGUCCCCCUCAGACUCUCCAGAACCCUGAGGACCUUCUCCCAAGUCCCUCUCAGACUCUCCAGAACCCUGAGGACCUCCUCCCAAGUCCCACUCAGACUCUCAAGAAUCAUAAAGACAUUACUCCACGUCACCUGGAGUCUCUACCAAACAAAGAGGACCUUCACUCAAGUUUCGGAGCGAAUGACUCAGGUGUCUCCAAGACCCACCAGGAUAUCCACCCUGGCCUCACAGAACAUCCGUCACCCUCCAAAAAGCCUCACUUGAACCAAAGCCAGCUCAGCCCCGGAGAUGCUGACGCUCCUACCGCUCACCAGGUCCCUCCUUCUCCAGUGGACGGCCUCCCUUCAUGUGAGGCCCCCCCAGGUGGGACAAGACUCUGUGGCUUCCUGCAGAAACAGGGUGGCCCACUGAAGACGUGGAAGUGGCGCUGGUUCACGUAUGAGGGCUCACAGAACCAGCUGUUCUACUACCGCACGCAGCAUGACGUCACGCCAUUAGGCCAAGUGCUGCUCGACAGCGCCACCUUCACCUACCCGCUGCCGGCUGAGUGUGGCACAUUUCACAUUCAGACACCUGAGAGGACUCUGGUACUCAAGGCAGUGACGCAGGACCUGAUGAUGUUCUGGCUUCAGCAGCUUCAGCUGAGGCGCUGGCGACACAGGCAGCCCACCUCCGCCCCAGAAUCUCCAGAUGAAUUCUUGCCCGUCCUUAAGGUCCCACUCGGUUUGGUGGGAGAGGAUACAGAUGUCCCCUCAAAGCGGUCCAGUCUAACCAACCUGUCCAUAAAACACCCAAUCAUUGAGCUCCAGAACUCUGUCCACCACCUACGCCAGAGAUCCUCCCAGGACUGUACCACGGUCCAGGAACAUCAUCCAACCGCUGGGCUCCAGUUUGCAACCUCUUCACUCCCACUGGUGGAUGUGGGUCCAAGGCAGAUGCAGAAAAGUCCAUCAACGACCCAGCAGUACCUGGAGCAGGAGGUCAAGGCCCACAAGGAACUGGUCCAGAUCCUCCACAAGGCUCUGGAAUCUGCUCAGCUAGAAAAGAGGAGCUGUGCUGAGUUCCUGGCUGCUGAGGGCGAGCAGCAGCGUCUCGAGGUCCUCCGGCACCGCGAGAGGCUGCUGGUGGACCUGCAGCAGCGGCUGGAGGAGGCUCAGUCCAAGCUGGAGGAGACACGGGCCCAGCUGGAGGAGACCAGGUGCAGAUUGAGGGACAAGGACAUUCUGGUGGAGAAUCUGCAGAGGGAGAUCCAAAUGCUGAUGGAGAAGAAUGAUUUGAAUCAUGAGGUGAUCCUGAAGCUGUCGGAGAGAGUUCCUGACUCCCUGCCUCCCAACCCUUACGGUCCAGGUCUUCUGGACUCCAGAGUCCUGCAGCAGCUAGAGAACCUGAAGGAUGACCUUGACGCCUACAAAACUCAGAACCAGUUUCUGAACUCUGAGAUUCACCAUCUGAUGCAGCUAUGGAGGCGGAGCUCUGAGCAGGAGAAGGUCCUGAUGGUGAAGUGCUCAUCUCUGGAGGCGGAGCUCUGUCAGCUCGAGGGUCGACACCUGGAGGUCCUCAGAACUCUGCAGAAGCACAGUCUGGACCAAGAGGAGCAGGCCGCAGUUCAGGACAUGAUCAGGAUUGCUCUGAGAGAAGCCAGGGGGCGGGGCCCGACCCACUUAAACAGGGACUAUGACGAGUAUGGAUUCAAAAUCUUGCCAGACUACGAAGUAGAAGACAUGAAGCUUUUGGCAAAGAUCCAGGCGCUGGAGAUCCGAACCCACUACAUCCGGAACCAGAACCAGGACGGCGCUGAGCGCUCCUUGCACAGUCGCUGGGCUCAGUACCUGACUGGAAGAUUGGACCAGGACCUGGUUCCGUCACCAGAACUCAAGUCCCUGCUGCGGGCAGGAGUGCCGCAGGAGUACCGCCCACUGGUGUGGAGGUGGUUGAUCAAGGCCAGGACCAGAAGCAUCAGAGAGCAGCACUCGGACCGCUACCGGCAGCUUUGUGAAAAGACAAGGACCUCCUCCCACCCAGUCCUGAGGCAGAUCCAACUGGACAUCCACAGAACUCUGACCAACAACCGGAACUUCUGCUCACCCUCCAGCCCUGCCCUCCAGCAGCUGCGCCGCGUCUUGUUGGCCUUUUCCUGGCAGAACCCGAGGGUCGGGUACUGUCAAGGUCUCAACAGGCUGGCGGCCUUGGCUCUCCUGGUCCUGCAGAGCGAGGAGGAGGCCUUCUGGUGUCUGGUGGCUGUGGUGGACUGCAUCAUGCCACCCGACUACUACACUCACCAGCUGGUGGCGUCACAGGUAGACCAACGCGUCCUGAAAGAGCUCUUGAUGGAGAAGCUCCCUCGUCUGGGCCUGCACCUGGACCAGCACGGGAUCGACGUGUCACUUGUGACCUUCAACUGGUUCCUGGUGGUCUUUGUGGAGAGUUUGCCAAGUGACAUCCUGCUGCCGCUGUGGGACAGCUUCCUGUACGAGGGGAGCAAGGUCAUGUUCAGGUUCGCUCUCGCACUCUUUAAGUACAAAGAAAACGACUUCCUGAAGAUCAACGACAGCGUGGAGAUCUACCGCUACCUGCGCUUCUUCACCAAGACCAUCUCUGACAGCCGGAAGCUGAGCAAUAUCGCUUUCACGGACAUGAAUCCAUUUCCGGGUCGACAGCUGAGGAACCGUCGAUUGUUCCACCUGGAGCGCCUGAAGGGGGAGCUCCGGGAGCUGGAAGAGCAGCAGCGGGAGUUCCAGACUGAGAGUACCGAGCGGAGAGACAAGGAUCUGGACAACAUGGUGAGCGAGGAUGACGAGGACCUCUGAUCCCUCACAGGCUAUUAGCUUAGCUAUUGUUACAUAGCAAUGGUCACCCAAGCCGCAAGACCACUGAACUGUGGAGAUCAAAGGACGCUGUAAGGAGCUCUGCAGAUAGAGGGCGCUGUGCAAAGUGAAAAGCUUCUGUCUGCUCAGUUUAAGUAGUGAACUUCCACGACAGGUUUCGUGUCAUUUUCUGUUCUACAUCCCUUGAGAAGGUGACAAAGUUUUAUGGUGUCGCACACAUGAUUCUGGAGGCGCACACGUUUCAAGUUUUCUUUAUUGUUUUCCUACAAAACAGUCGACGUAAGAAAUGAUAAAUAUAAAAACAAACCUGGAACUGAAGGAAAGAAGGAAACAAGUUACAAGUUUUAUCGUAAACUCGUGUGUCGACGACAGUCCAGAUGCCUUCUGGCUCAUGAAAAAAGGUCCGACAGUUCUGCUUCUGAUUCAGAGACAAAACGAAAGGUGGUUUAGUUCUCAAGUUAACCGACUUUUUAAAACGUGGAACCGGUCCGUUAGUGUUAACUUGUGUCGCACUCAUUAGACGUUAAUCGCCAGGUUUUAUCCUUGUGUCAUGUGAUCCAACGUUGCCAUGGUAAUACAGCCCAGGCGUGAUAGUGACCAAUCUGUAGCGGGACCUUUGGGAGAUCCAAGUUCAUACAUUGGUCUCUGUGGCCACAUCUGCCAUGGAUGCUGGGAAACGUAUGGUUGCCUGGCAACAAAGCGACAAACAGUCAGAAGUCUCGAACUGGGAUCCGGAGCACGUCGUCGUGGAUCUGAGUCCAUCAGUGUUUGGCCGCCGCUCGUCGCCGGAGAGCCGUGGAAGCGUGAAGACUCAUGACGGCUGACCUCGCCACGUGUGUGUCUUUUUAUUGCCAACCAAUCAGCUGCCGCCUCCACAGGAAGCUCCACCUACUCAGCCUGGAGAUUUUACACAGUGAAGCCAGGCGUCCGUAGCUCUGCACACUGGAAGUCGUCUCUACAACAACAGGUCACGUCCGCCACAGCAGAGGGGUGAAAACAGGGCAGGGCCAGGGUUAGUGCUUUAGAAAACGACAUCACUAUAAAAACAUUUGCAGCGCUUCUGUAUAAAGUGCUUGUUUGUUACGUUUUACAGUUCGUAUUAAAAGUUUCCCUGGAGUCGAACCGUCGUAAACAUGUCACACGUGAAAAUGGACUUGUGGAAUGUCUCUUAUCCUCAAAGAGUCGCUGUGCUGUGGCUCAGACCGAGCUCGUUCCCGGAGCCUGGGAAUGGAAAGGAGUCUCAUCACUAGGUUACACACACACACACCAAAACUUUGUUUGAAAAAAGUGAAAGGAAAGAAACGUUUGGCUGCAUAAGUGAUGCAAAAAAAGAGAAAACAUGCAUGUUUGAUGAGUCAUGUUACCACAUGCAGAUGGUUAUCUAGCUCUGUCAGCCACGGUCGCUGAAAGACAAAGUCAUUAAAAAGCUGCCAGAAUAUGGAGGUAAACUGGAGUGAAAGACAAAAGGAUGAGCCAAAGAGCCAAACUUAUCAUGUGUUUGCUGAUGCUGUCCUUCAGUUUGAGGUCUUCAUUUGCAGUCUUCCAUUUAAAAAACAGAUUUGCCGUUGAUAUAUUUGUUCCUCUCAAAUGAAUGCUCUAUUUUCUAACAAUCUGUCAAUAUCAUUUUGAAAUGUAUAACUGCACAUUAUUUUGUUGCGGUUUACACUUUGAUGUGGGAUGUUAUUUUAAACAUUCCACAACUGUGAGAAAGAUACAAAGAGAUUCCCUAUGGAUGUGAGGUGACUUUUAUUGCUCGUGCUGGUGACAGUCACCACAACACGCUUAGUCAACUGGCGAUGCCAUUCAUUUUACACAAGUAAAUAGAGGCAUUUGUUUGCCUGGAAUCACAGUUCAAAACAAAACGAUAAUCUUUCUCCUGAAACCAGUCUUGUUAUGGACUCACAAACAAUCAUUUUAAUUUUGCAAUUCAUGUUUUUAAUCGAUUGACAGCAUUAGUUUGUAUAAAAACUUUAUUAGUUUGGACAUGCAAACGUCACAAGGCGCUGAAGCGCCGCGGUGAUAUACAAAGAUGGAAAACACAUGGAUGAAAAAAGAGGCAACAUCGACGAUGAAGGUGACGAUGAUGAUCGCUUGGCACCAUCUGUUAGCAUGAAUUGCUUGGCACAUGUGAGCAUCCACUCACUAGCAUACAUCCUUUUAGCAUGACUUUGUGAGCAAAGAUCAGUUGGCAUGCUUUCAUUGGCACACGUCGGUUAACA